UUUCACAGACGAGUUUCUGAUUUGAUUAGUUUCAAGCUUGUUGUCGAGGAGUGCGCAUCGCAGUGCCAGCAGUGAGCGCAGUCUCGUACAUCGCACGCUGAAGUGAAGUUAAAGUUUGUGGCGCUCGCAGUUUGAGUUUGAAUUUUCGAAAAGACGUUCGAGUCUUCCCAGCAAAAUUUCUUUUUGGUGUUAUAAAUGUGCUACUUUUUAAAAUUAGUGUUGAACUUUUUGUUCGUGGACUUAAUUGCCAGUAAACUCGAAGAAUAAUAUUGACAAAUUGAUAUGCAAUAAAUGGAUUCCGAUUACCACUGGCUCAUAACAAUUGGGCUUGUAACCUCCUCCGUCAUUGCCGUUACAGCGAACUUCUUUCUUCUUUUCAUAUUUUGCCGUAGAAGGGGCCUCCGGACUGUUCCUAAUAGGUUCAUUAUCAACUUAUUAGUAACUAACCUGCUGUCCAGCAUUCUGCUCAUUCCUUUGCUGCUGGUGGACCAAGAGACAUAUUCGUCAAUCCAGCCGCAAAAUGUCAACAAAACCUACAGGGAAUUUGACAAAGUCAUCAUUACGGAGGAGUUCAAGAGUGAUCCGACUUCAGACACGAUUGAGCUCGUCAGUGCGACUGAUAUUGUUUCCGAGAAAGUGCUACCGAUGGACAACAGUGGAACCAACGCGUUGUGCUACUUCGCGCAGAGUACCACGAGUUUCAUCUGCACUGCUUCUAUCUUCAGUAUUCUCCUCAUCGGCAUCAACCAGUACUUCGGUGUCAUACACUCAUUGAGGUAUCACUUCUACAUCAAUAGAUGCCGGUCCAGUAUCUUCAUCGGCAUCAGUUGGUUUGUGGCUCUAUUUUGUGCCAUUUUGAGCUCUCUAACGUACAGUGAUAGCAGUGUGUGGCACUUUUGCAAAAACAGACCUCAGCCUAGUGACAGUGUGCGAAUUUUGAACACUUUCUACGCUUUUACUUAUUUUUUUCUUGUGAUAUUAGCCCCUUUUGUCGCCAUAUGUAUAAUUUACGUGUGCAUUUACACAGCUGCACACCAGAACAGUGAACGGAUGCGAAGAUCUGCUUCUGCUCCUCUAAAUCCGCAGAUCGACUGCACUAUUCCAGUUCAAGUGAAAGAAUCUAGUCAAGAUAGACUUAAAGAACUAUUGCCAAAAGUGCACUCAGCUCCAAACUUUUCCACGUUAGAUAACGAAAAAGGUUUCAUUGUGGAGGAAGUGAAGGACAAGAAAGUCAGUAGGACGCCCAGUGAUCGUAGUUCUAGUAGCUUCAUCAGUAAUUUAAAACAUAAGAUUUCAAACGCUUCUGUGUUUAGAUAUAGAGAAGAAACUAGAGCUGCCAAAAUAAGUAUCAUUGUAAUAUUUCUCGUCUUAGUAUGUUAUGUUCCUUAUGGUAUAACUCUUGUUCUGUGUUCCAAAUGUAUAGAGGUCAAUACCAAUCAGAUAUUUAACUAUUUAUCUUUGAUCCUUCUAGUAUUUUCUAAUAUCAUUUCUCCCUUUUUGUUCGGUUACAGAAAUAAACGAGUAAAAAGGGAGAUUUGUAAGAUGUUUAAUCUCUCAAAGCAAAAUCAAAAUUUAGAUAUAGUAGAUAGACCUAGAAGACAGUCAACUGUUAAGAACUACAGUUUCGAGUAUAUUCCAGAGACUCUAGAAAAUGACAAAAAUGAUAAUAUUAGUUCAGAAAACAACCGUGUGAUACCAGAAGUAGUCGUAACUUGUAAACCCGAGAAUGAACGCAAAAGCAUUCUUAAAAGAGUAUGUAAUACUUCCAAUUGGCCCAGUUACAAGAAGUGUAAUUUUAUCACUGUGCCGGACAGUUGUAUAAGCGGAGAGGCUCGAGGUUCAUUUUCUAGUGCUAGCACACAAAUGUCUACGGAAGAAUAAUGUUUUCUCGAUUAGAAUAGAAUGACUUCUUACCGCACAAAAAACUUUAUAACAGAGUAACAGUAUAAAAACAGACUCAUUUGCAUAAAUGUCAAUGACAACAAAUUAACUUCAUUUUUAUUAUUAGAAAAGUCAUUACCAAGUAACGGUCACAGAGAUAUUUUUAGAUAUUUACAGAAGUAUUUCUCUUCUAUUUUCUAAACGAAUAAUUACCAUUAUUAAACUUUGCAUUUCGAUUCCUGAGUGUCAUUAGAGUACAUUGAAAUUAACAUAAAAAUUUGUUUUAAAUAUUGGGGAUUCUCUUGAAGCCGAGAUCCGAUGGAGUGUGGCGUGGCAAUUUUCACCCGUUUACGUCCGCAAAAAGAAGUAGAUAAUAGUGAAAAGAAAAAAGAACACAGUUGACGCCCCGCGUUUCUUUUAAAUUAAUAAAUAUUUCCUUUUUGAUAAAUUCCAUGGAACUUAUCCACUCGAGUAUCGAGGCUACACCACCAGUGUUGGCGGUAGAAACUUUAGUAAGUUGGUUAAUUCAUUCCAUGAUAAAAAUUCCAACAUAACGUCGAAGUAAAAUUGCCACGGCUCUGACCGUACCGGUCCCUAACCGAGUUAGAAGGGUCUGUAUCAGCUUCUGACUUCCUUUGGGCCGUCUUCAUUGACCGACAAACGAUGGGAUACUUCGCGCCGAUUCAGGCCGGCCAUAAGAGGGUUCGGUCCUAGUUCAAGGAUAAAUUUUAAGGGAAAUAAAACGCUAUUUCACGUUGUGUUGAUUCCCGCCUUUUAUCUUUUUAUGUUACAAAUAUUUUCUAUUUCUCUAGAUGAAUAGUUUUCUGAUAGGAUUGAAUUACGUUUGCAUUCAUAUUAUACAAUGACUGUGCGUUGAUUUCAUAUCCAGAUUGAUGACAAACAAUAUCAAAUCCCAUGUGUACAUACUUACAAUGUAAUUAAAGAGUGUCACAUAAAACUGUAAUAUCAUCUUCAUUUCUACGAAAACAUUAAUUACAAUCAAUGUUUAAAACAGACAUAAUCGAAAUAAUUCUAAUUAUCUAAAAAAUAUAUCAUUGCAGUAAUUGUUAGCAGAAUAAUUUAUGUAAUCAGAAUACUCCGUUUGUAUUUUCAAGAUUUUAGGAUCAACAGACUUUCAAAAGAAUUAAAAAUUUAAUUUUUAAAAUAAUAAAAGUUUUGCAUGUAAACCAAGCAAACAUAAAGAUACAUAAAGCUUUAAAUAAUAAUUUUUUUCUACAAACGUUAAGAAUGCAAUUUUUAGCACUCCAUAGGAGCCUUAAGGGGCUAUUCUAGUGUAAAAGUAUGAAAUUCAUAUACUUUUUUGGGAAUUUCUAGAAUAUAAAGUACUGUCCCAAUUGUUUUGAAAAUUUGCAAGAACAUUUAUCAUAAAAAGAUGUACAUGUAAAACAAUUGACAUAAAAAAAUAUUCAAAAUUAAACGAUUUAUGUGUCAUCUACUGGCAAAUAAAAAUUGAAAAUGAAAACUGGCAAAUGAAAAUAAAAACAUGUUCCCACUGCUGCAGUGAUUGGGACUAAUAGAGAUUCUAAAACAUAAAAAAUAAAAUAAACAUAAAAUUUCAAAGUUAUUAUUGAAAUAUAAGCUAUUUUCUGUAUCAUCAACUAGGGGUUUUUAAUCGGUUCAAAAAAGUAAAUUUGGCGGUUUUUAAAACUGAAAAUGUUUUAGCUAAUUUAAAAAAAAAUUUCAACCUUUCGUCAUUUUUCCAAAUUUUAAUAUUUUUUAAAAAUCCUAGUUGAUGAUAUAGGAAGUAACUUAUACUUCAAUAAUCACUUUGAAAUUUUAUGUUUCAGGAUCUCUAUUAGUACCAAUCACUGCAGCAGUGGGAACAUGUUUUUAUUUUCACGGUGCCAGUUGAUGGCGCAUAGCAUAAAUCGUUUAAUUUUCAAUAUUUUUUUAUGAAAAUUGUUUUACAUGUGCUUCUUUUCAUAUUAAAUGCUCAAGCAAAUUUUUAAAAUAAUUGGCACAGUACUUUUUAUUUUAGUAAUUCCCAAAAUAAGUAUAUGAAUUUCGUACUUUUACACUAGGAUAGCCCCUUAAAAAUGUCACUGGGUUCUUUAAAAAAUUUAAGGCACUGCAGUUAAAAGAGAAAAUUUCAAAUUUUGAAAGCAAACUUGAAAUUUCAAAAUACUUAUGUUUAAUUUAUUAACAUUAAUAUUAAUAGUACAAUUUGCGCAAUUAAAGAAUUUGCGUUUGUAGAAAAAACGUGUUAAAAUGCAAUUUUUAGCACUCCACAUGAGCCUUAAAAAUGUCACUUUAAAGCACUGGGUGCUUUAAAAUUUUUAAGGCAAUGUCGUUAAAAGUAAAAUGUCAAAUUUUGAAAGCAAACGUCAAAAUAUUGAUAUUUCAUUUACAUAUUAACAUUAAUAUUAAUAAAAAAAACCAAUACAGAAGUAAAAACUUCGAGAUGUAUUCUGAUAUAAAAUCGUUUAUUUAAAAACUAUAAAAUGUCAUCGAUUGCAGAACGUUUUCGUUCCAAACAGAACAUCUUCAGUGCAUCCUGCCGAGUAUUUUGAAACUAGCACACCGUAAAUAGUGUUAACAUCAUCAUAUAUGGUUUACAUAAUGUAAUAUGUUAAAAUGUUAUGACUACAAGUCGAUGUUAAUGGAUAAAGUGGAACACAUGCUAAAAGGGUGCCAUGGUUCCCUGCUCGAAGAUACUAGGUACUUGCCAAUUCAAUGGGCACAGACAUUGAAUUGGCAAGUACCUAGUAUCUUCGAGCAGGGAACCAUGGCACCCUUUUAGCAUGUGUUCCACUUUAUCCAUUAACAUCGACUUGUAGUCAUAACAUUUUAACAUAUUACAUUAUGUAAACCAUAUAUGAUGAUGUUAACACUAUUUACGGUGUGCUAGUUUCAAAAUACUCGGCAGGAUGCACUGAAGAUGUUCUGUUUGGAACGAAAACGUUCUGCAAUCGAUGACAUUUUAUAGUUUUUAAAUAAACGAUUUUAUACCAGAAUACAUCUCGAAGUUUUUACUUCUGUAUUGGUUUUUUAAACUAUGGUAUACAGCCAACUAUUGGGAUUUUCCCAUUGAUUUUUUAUUAAUAUUAAUAGUACAAUUUGCUCAAUUAAAGAAUUUACGUUUGUAGAAAAAAUAUUGCAUGAUAUACGUGUUAAAAGUAUCUACAUUUUUAAGGCACUUAUGUGAAUUGCAGAAUUCGCUUCGCUCAUUCUGCAAACCUUCACAUGCGUGCCUUAAAAUUGUACUUUUAACACAUAUCAUAAAUAACUAUUCUGAAUAAAGUAACUAAUAUUUUUGAAAAUAGUAAAUAUUUCGAGUAAUGAUAUUUGAAUUUUCAACAAAAACGACCAUAGACAUAUUAUCUAUGAAAAUGACUAGUAAAUUAGAUAGAAGAGUCAAUUUACAUCGGUUAAAGGGGAGUAAAUAAGUUAUACAAAUAUAUAUAAACAUUUCAUUUUUGUAAUUAUAAAAGCAAUGUAUUUCUACUAACCUUUUUAACGUUAGUUGUUAAUAACUUCUUUUCAAACUAUGCUCAAAUUUUGAAACAUCGUAUUUAUUUUAUAUAUUUAAAUUUACUAUCAAAAUGACAUUUAUAUUUUAUUAGUUUGACUUUGAUGGUUAGGACAAACAAUAAUUUAUUGAAUUAUUAUUUUAAUAUAACAUAAUUUGUUAUAUUAAAUGUUAUAAAGUCUAAAUAAUAAAAUUCUUAUUUAGUCCUUUAUUAAAUUUUAAAAAUAUUAUUUUAAUAUAAUAUACGUAUAUAAUUUGUUUAAAAUAUAAAUAAUUAAUAAAUAAUAAAAUUAUCCCGAAGUUAUUUUGGCAAACAACGUUUUCUCUUUUAUAAAAUUACAUACUUUUCUUGUCUUUUUAAGGACAAUAUAAAAGAUUUUUUUAACCCACGGUGAAGGGUAUAUCCUCUCAAAUUUCUACAAAUUCCCAGCAUUAAUAUAAAUUUGAGAAGGUUUGUUGACACGUAUUUGAAUGUAUUUUUUGAUAUAAUGGGCAGCUAUUAACUCGAUGAGUCUUUUUUAAUAUAUUGGUAUUCUACGUUUUUGGUGUAGUAAGAAGUAAAAAUUGACUGACUACUAUUAAUAAAAUCAUUUUUGUCGACUUUUCUGAGAUUUGUUAAAAAAUUUACGAUGAGUCUUGUAUUUUUUAUUAAGUAACAGUUUUUUUGCAACUGUUGUAUUUUUGUUAGACUGAAAAUUUCCCAUUAAGUUAUUAUAAAUGAGUAUUUUAUAUUAAAAGACGUUAGUGAAAUCACAUUGAUUACUGAUUAGUUAAUAUGGUUACCUUUUUGACUAUAUUUUUUAAAGACAUUGUAUAUAUCUAUGUGGAUUUUAUUUAUUGAAUGUAUUGUAUAAGAUUUACAGCUUUAAUGACAAAAUAAAUGAUGUUUUUAAAUUA
Diabrotica virgifera virgifera (western corn rootworm) is the source of this 6268-nucleotide messenger RNA. RefSeq lists its product as uncharacterized. Gene Ontology annotation, molecular function: G protein-coupled receptor activity. The record is from RefSeq and is a predicted model, not a curated record. The transcript is spliced from 3 exons. Gene Ontology annotation, biological process: G protein-coupled receptor signaling pathway. Bases 292 to 1881 code for a protein of 529 amino acids. Gene Ontology annotation, cellular component: membrane. Lineage: Eukaryota; Metazoa; Arthropoda; Insecta; Coleoptera; Chrysomelidae.